Molecule: messenger RNA, 1238 nt
Organism: Cornus florida
Lineage: Eukaryota; Viridiplantae; Streptophyta; Magnoliopsida; Cornales; Cornaceae
Exons: 2
Coding region: 239-1084 (281 amino acids)
Source: RefSeq, a predicted model, not a curated record
AAGACAUUCUCCGGAACUGGACCGGGAGGUCUCAAAAUGGCAUAUUCCUUAGGAUUAGGAAUUAGGAUUUAGGAGUUUAGGACAGGAGGUCUCAAGCAUAUUCGAUAUAAACUUUUACGACUCUAAGCUUUCACAAAAGUUCGUCUUUCUCCCAAACCCCAGAAACUUCGAAGACUGCUUUUCUCUCUCCUUCCUCUGUUCCGAUGCAGAUUGAAUUCAAUAAUAGAGUCCUGCUCUCAUGGAAUCUGUUGUAAUAAAAUCGUCAUUCAUCAGUCUCAACCUCUUAAACCCUAAAACCUCUUUUUUCAAAUUCACCCAUUUAAGUAAACUCAAACGCUCUUCGAUCUCUGUCUCUUACCGACCUCGUUCAAAUCGCCAAAACCCCGAAUCAAAAUUCAAAAAUUACGAUCAACCCGUCAGUUCUUUUUCAAUCUUGGUUCCACUUCUACAGAGCAUCAAACUUUUAGCUGCGAAAGUUGCAGUGAACAAAUGGGUAUCUGUAAUUCGAGGAUUUAGAGAUUCAGAGACUGUUGAAGAAGAUGUCAAUGGUGAUUAUAUGAAAAAUGGAGGGUUUGGAGUCGCACUUUUGACGGUGACAUCGACGUCUAAGGACCGAAUCAGCCCAUUCGUAGCGACAUUGGCCUCAAACCCGACUUUUGUGUCUGGAAUGUUGGCUUGGUUGAUUGCACAGUCGUUGAAGGUGGUUUUGAAUUUCUUUGUAGAGAAAAAAUGGGACUUGAGGAUCAUAUGUGCCUCUGGAGGAAUGCCUUCUUCGCAUUCGGCACUAUGUACAGCUUUGACAACUUCUGUUGCAAUCUGUCAUGGAGUGGCUGAUUCUUUAUUCCCUGUUUGUUUGGGAUUUAGUUCAAUUGUCAUGUAUGAUGCUAUCGGUGUUCGUCGGCAUGCUGGGAUGCAAGCAGAGGUUCUUAAUAAGAUCGUUGAGGACCUGUUUCAAGGGCAUCCUAUCAGUCAAAGAAAGCUCAAGGAACUUCUUGGCCACACUCCAUCCCAGGUUUUUGCCGGAGCUUUGCUCGGCAUGGUGGUUGCUUGUAUUUGUUGUCAGGGUUCGUUGGUUGCUAUGUAAUCCGCUUCUGAAGAUAAUUUUACCAAGCCCAUGUGAACGAUACUUGAGUCUCACAUUUGAACUGAUGAAUUAUUGGAUUGUAUUCUUACCCCCCAAAACUCUAUAAUGUGAAUGAAAGUUAUGGGAUUUCAUGAUCUCUAACCCUUUUCUGAUA